UAAAAUGAUAAAAAUUAUUCUAUUAUUGCUCAUCUCUACAGCAUUAGCAGAUCCGUACAAAGGAUACUGGGGUGUGGGCAACAACCUAUUAGACGAAAUCCAGAGUGGAAAGGAACAGAUCUUGGUAAUCACGUUUAUUAAUCCCCACCACUCGCCAGAAUACCCUGAUAGGCUAGCCUUGAAUAGCCAGGUCGAAUCCGAACUCGAUGAUUUCAUUAUUGUCAAGCAUAACAAUAACCCAAUGAAGAUCAGACAUGCUGUUGUUGACAUUACAGAUCAGCGCAAUAGACAUUUACUGGACAAGCUUGAUUUCAGAACCAGGUAUACCAAUGAAGGACCCAUCGUCUAUGUUUCCAGUAUGGGCAAUGGCAUUUUCAACUGGGGCCCAACCACUGCAGAAAGAGUUGAGGACGUCAUAAAAGAUUUACAAAAAGAUGCCCAGGAAAAAUCCAAUUCCAGUAGAUAGUUUGGUUAAAUUCCUAGAUUAUUAAUAUGAUUUAAAAUUUAUCAGGCCUAACGUAUUCAAU
Messenger RNA from Moneuplotes crassus, 527 nucleotides. Lineage: Eukaryota; Ciliophora; Spirotrichea; Euplotida; Euplotidae. The record is from the annotation of a GenBank genome assembly.